Candidula unifasciata is the source of this 681-nucleotide messenger RNA. NCBI's taxonomy places the organism in Eukaryota, Metazoa, Mollusca, Gastropoda, Stylommatophora, Geomitridae. The record is from the annotation of a GenBank genome assembly.
AUGACUGAAGGACAGCAAGUGCGCAUCGAAAGCUUGUUUUUCAAUUUGAAAGAACUACAGAAUGAGAAAGCCUGUGUGGAGCAGAAACUGCACGAAGUCAAGUUGAAGCGUCAUUCGCUAGAGCAGGAGAUUGAACACGCUGCCAGUAAGUGUAGUCAUGCUCAAGACAAGCACCGGAGAAUGUCUGAGAUCCUAGCAGUAGCUCGGCAAAAAGUUGAGCAGACAAUGGCUACCUCAUUGAGUUUACAGGCAGACAUAGAGCAAAGUCGACCUAAACUAGAUCAGCUGCAGGACGCCAUUGAAGCCGAGAAGAAACUGCAGCUGCUGAAACUUGAGGAAUUUGAAACUAGCUUGCUGGGAAUGUCUUCACAGUUGUUUAGUGCCAGAGAUUUCUAUAAAAAUUCCAACUUGCAAAAUGAAAUAAACAGCACACAAAAAGCGCACAUGGAGCUGGAGCAACAAGUGUACAGAGAGAACAAAAAUGUUGAGAACUUGACCACACGUUUGGAAAAGUUGACCCAAAGUGAACAGUCUUCAGCCUUGAUAAAAUCUGGCAUAGAAGAAUCUCUCUACAUCUGCUGCAGAGUUAUGGAACGUGAUGAAGAGGACAUCAGAGCUGAUCUGAGUCGCAUUCAAGAUGAGCUGCAAGAGAUCCGUGAGAUUAUUCAUUGUGUCGAGUAG